Messenger RNA from Bicyclus anynana (squinting bush brown), 528 nucleotides. RefSeq lists its product as uncharacterized. Lineage: Eukaryota; Metazoa; Arthropoda; Insecta; Lepidoptera; Nymphalidae. The record is from RefSeq and is a predicted model, not a curated record. Bases 61 to 528 code for a protein of 155 amino acids. The transcript is spliced from 11 exons.
CAAACAUGGCCGCGUCACUUGUCGUUCGAAUUUUGAAAUAGUCUGUGAUUUUGGACCAUCAUGAAAGCAAUUAUUGUGGUAUUUCUGCUCGGUGUAGUUGCAAUUGUUGCUUCGCAAAGAGUGCACGUAGUCGACCAAAAUCCUGAAGUCGUGAACGUGGUGGACCGAAAUGAUGCAGUCGUGAACGUAGUUGACCGAAAUGAUGCAGUCGAAUCUCGUGCGGGCGGGUUCGUUGAUACAGUGAGGAACGAAGUCGCUUCUCUACGGUCUAGGGUCCGUGAUAGAACCAACAGAGUCCUAUCAGCUUUAGGAGUGAACGUCGUUGACCAUAAUAACCCACCGCCAACUCCCGUGAAAGUUGUCGACAACAUUAAUGGCGUUAACGUAGUUGACAACAGCGGAUAUCCCUCGCCUGGUAUCAUAGGUAAUGUCGAUUCUGGCUUCUAUCAACCGGGAGUUAAUCAGGAUAUUGACCCUGGAUUCAACAGGCCCUCGCGUCCAAAUAUCAGACCCCCUAAACGUAAGUAA